AGUCCUACUACCACUGCCUCCCUGUCUCUGUCUUUGUCUCUGUCUCUGCUCUGUGUUUCAAAAUCAAUCAAUCAAUCAAUCGUUCAUCAUCUUUGCAAUCGCAUCGCCUCGCAUCGCCAUUCCCAAUUCAUUCAUUGGAGGACUCUUCUGCCCCUCCACCCAAUAUCUUUCUUUCUUUCUUUCUUUUUAUUGACUCUUCUUCUCCGUCUCUCGUUCGUUCGUAAAUGGCGAUGGAAUCAGAUUCCGAGGGGGAGGAGGAGUACCUGUUCAAGGUGGUCGUCAUUGGGGACUCCGCCGUGGGCAAAUCCAACCUGUUGUCUCGCUACGCUAGGAACGAGUUCAAUCCCCACUCCAAGUCCACCAUUGGCGUCGAGUUUCAGACCCAGACCUUGCUCAUUCAGGGCAAAGAGGUCAGGGCCCAGAUUUGGGACACCGCCGGCCAGGAGCGCUUCCGUGCCGUUACUUCCGCCUACUACCGCGGCGCCGUCGGUGCUCUCCUCGUCUACGACAUCUCUCGCCGCGCCACCUUCGACAACAUUGCCCGCUGGCUCGAUGAGCUCACCUCUCAUUGUGAUACAACUGUCGCAAGGAUGCUGGUGGGUAACAAAUGUGAUUUGGAGAAUAUCAGGGCUGUGAGUGUUGAGGAAGGUAAGAGCCUCGCAGAAGCAGAAGGAUUGUUCUUUAUGGAAACAUCUGCCCUGGACUCAACAAAUGUUAAACAGGCUUUCGAGAUGGUUAUUCGAGAGAUUUACAGCAAUGUCAGCAGGAAAGUAUUAAAUUCUGAAUCCUACAAGGCCGAAUUAUCGGUCAACAGGGUAAGCCUUGUUAGUAAUGGCACUGAUGGAUCUAAGCAAACUCAGAGUCAGAAUCCUUGCUGUUCAGGGUGAUUACUUCCAGUUAUUUGACAUAUAUUAUUUCCCAAAUUGAGGGUUUUCCAAGGUUGGUUUGUUAAGUCUAUUUGAUUGUUUAUUUUCCUUUAUAUAUGCUUUUAAUUUGUAGAUAUUUGGAAAUUUAGAAAAAGAAAACUCUUAAUGCUCACAUCAACGAAUGUAGUUGCACAUUACUUGUGUUGUGAAGUUGUAUUUAUCG
Messenger RNA from Diospyros lotus (date-plum), 1089 nucleotides. RefSeq names its product ras-related protein RABA5c-like. Lineage: Eukaryota; Viridiplantae; Streptophyta; Magnoliopsida; Ericales; Ebenaceae. Bases 225 to 887 code for a protein of 220 amino acids. The transcript has 2 exons. The record is from RefSeq and is a predicted model, not a curated record. Gene Ontology annotation, molecular function: GTP binding; GTPase activity. Gene Ontology annotation, cellular component: endosome.